Cavia porcellus (domestic guinea pig) is the source of this 3127-nucleotide messenger RNA. RefSeq names its product ubiquitin domain containing 2 (gene Ubtd2). The coding region runs from base 402 to 1106 and encodes 234 amino acids. Lineage: Eukaryota; Metazoa; Chordata; Mammalia; Rodentia; Caviidae. Gene Ontology annotation, molecular function: protein binding. The record is from RefSeq and is a predicted model, not a curated record. The transcript is spliced from 3 exons.
GGGCGGCGCCGCGGGGCGGGGGCCGAUGGGGCCUGGCGGACUGGGGGCGGCGGCGCCCAGCUCGCCGAGAGGCGGGUGUGUGGGGUUGUGAGGAGGCGAGGCGGGCACUGUGGCCCGCCUGGCAUGGGCCAACCCCGGCCCCGCGGGGCCGAGCCGGAGGCGCGGGCGGCGCGCGGGCCAGGCCUGCAGGGCGGGCGGCCCGGGGGCUGAGGUAGAAGUGGGCGCGGAGGAAGGGGCCGAGCCAAGGCGGUGGGUGGAGCGGCGGAGGGGGCGGAGGCUGGGCCGCGGCGGGUGAGAGGAGCGGCGCGCCUGUCCCGAGCUCGGCGGCCCCUGAAGAGGCUGAGGCGGCAGCGUGCACUGACGAGCGCCCAGAGGCGGCGGACGAGGCGUCGGGGGCCCCCAUGGGCGGGUGUGUGGGCGCCCAGCACGACUCCUCGGGCAGCCUCAACGAGAACUCGGAGGGCACCGGAGUUGCUCUAGGUCGUAACCAGCCUUUGAAAAAGGAGAAACCAAAAUGGAAAAGCGAUUAUCCAAUGACAGAUGGACAACUGCGCAGCAAGAGGGAUGAAUUUUGGGACACUGCACCAGCUUUUGAAGGCCGUAAAGAGAUUUGGGAUGCCUUGAAGGCUGCCGCACAUGCUUUCGAGAGCAAUGAUCAUGAACUGGCACAAGCAAUCAUUGAUGGUGCAAACAUAACCUUGCCACACGGUGCACUUACAGAGUGCUACGAUGAACUGGGAAAUAGAUACCAGCUUCCAGUCUAUUGCUUGGCACCACCAAUCAACAUGAUAGAGGAAAAGAGUGACAUAGAGACUCUGGACAUUCCCGAGCCACCACCCAACUCUGGAUAUGAAUCUCAGCUCCGUUUGCGCCUUUCCACUGGCAAAGACCUCAAACUUGUGGUACGCAGCACAGACACGGUAUUCCACAUGAAGAGACGGUUGCAGGCAGCAGAAGGGGUGGAACCCAGCAGUCAGCGGUGGUUCUUCUCGGGAAGACCUCUCACCGACAAAAUGAAGCUGGAGGAGCUGAAGAUCCCAAAGGACUAUGUUGUGCAGGUUAUAGUGAGCCAGCCUCUGCAGAAUCCAACCCCGGUGGAGAACUGAACUGGCCCUGUCUGCUGGUUCCCACAUCGCUCUCCUCCUUUUUAUUGUUGUCAUUUCCUACUCUGUGGCGUGAAAUUUAUUUUCACUGCUCUAAAUUCCCUAUGAAUGGAUUUAGUUCUGAGGAAUUACCAGUGAAAAAUUCCAUCUGUGAUGGAGACCAACAAAAAUAAUAAAACACAAAGAGCCAGCCUUUGAGACUCAUGUAAUUAUAAUUUCUAAAUUGAGGCAGUUAAGAAAUAGAUAACCAUGUAUUUUAGAAUACUCAUCAAAUACAGAAUAGCUGUAUUUAAAUGAUUUGGACUGUAAAUGAAACAUUGUACCCAUGCAAAACAGCACCAAGCACCUUUUGAAUACAGUGGGUUUUUUAAAAAAUAUAUAUCAAAUUAUAUAAUUUCCAGAAACAGUAACCCUUACAAAACUUCUUUUUUAAAAAAAAAUGGAAUCUGGAAAGAGCAAGAUGUGAGGUUUGCUUCUAUUUUGGUUUUUAUUCUAGCUUAUUUAGUCCUAAGGAGUAAAGACUGGCAAAUUGUGUUUCAGUGCCCCUUCCCCAUUGUUACACGUGAGACUCCUUAUUUACAGUCACACAAAAUUUUGGUGCCUUCCACAUGUUUGUGGCAGGCGGCCUUCUGGAACACUAGGCAAUAAUGUAGUCAGUGCAGUCAGAUUUCUGAUUUUCAACUGAUAGGCAGUUGAAAACGCUCUUGUUCUCUUGCUGCAUAAAUGUUUUGAAGUCUAUAGAGAAGCAGUUUUCAUAUUCAGGCUUAGAAGGUCAGUACUAUAUAUAUAUAUAUAAUAUGCCUUUAUCGAUGUAUCUACUCUGCUUGGACCUUUUUGUAGCUAACUCUGACCCAGAUGAAUAGCUCCUGGGCCAGAAAACUAGGAAUCUAGGACAGCUGUUUCCACCACAAGAUAACAAAAUGAUCUCUCCUCCACUGUGCAGGAGUGGGAUACGGAAAACCCAUUCUUUCUGUGCCUGUGAGAACUGUGCCUAUUUUCAGUUUUCUAGAGAAAAUGUCAACUCAGAAUUUACAAAUGUGAGAGGUUUACUGGUGUCACUUACUCCUAGUCACAGUGGAUGAAGGUUUUCCUCCCUCAUCGUUCAUAGCAAAGAGACAGAUGAAGAAUCACCUGCAAAUUAGAUUAGGGGAUUAAAAAUCCAGCAAGAUAACCUGAUUCUUCUGGAGCAGCGGUGCCAGGAAGGGACUGUCAGGUCCCCUUAAAGGUUGGUUCCUUAAGUGAGAAGGGGACUAGCAUAACCUCACCGCACCCCUGAGAAUGCAGGAGAUUGAAAAGCAGAGGCAAUAAGGCACUAUUCUCAGUCAGGAAAUAUCAAACUGCCACAACUAUUUGGAUGUGAAGCAUUGUUAUUAAUUUUAGUGGCAAAAUGAAACCGAAUUAGUUUAAAUUAAUAUUUCAAAUGGUAUUAAAUUUCCUAUGGCCUGCAUAAAUAUAUCUGUAACUGUGACUUAUGUUUCUGAGAGCUUUAACUACUUCCCUAAUUUUAUUCAGUCAUUUUAAGGAUUAUAGCUAGGUCUAGUUUAGGUUUGCUGAGGGUUGAAUCGAAAUUCAAGAGAGCAGCAUUAAUUCCAAAGGAGAAUUUUUAUAUUUAGAGGUGGAGAUAGGAAGAUACUUUGAUAUGUUAGCCCUGUCAUCAAAAAAGGUUUUGCACAUUUGUGUCCCAUAUCAAGUAGUAGCAUCUCUCAAAAUUCAUCAACUGGAAAAAAGUGUUUAAACUUAUUUUUUCUUAAAGAAAUUUGGUGAUGUCAUCAAUAAUAUAUGGUUCAUAAAAGGUCUUGUUUGUUCAUUGAGGAUUUCACCUCUCUUUAAGAGUUCACUUCAUUUUAAAGGAACAUAUAUACCUUUAACAAUUCUCUGGACAUGUUUAACCUAGGUGAGAAACCAUGGUGCUGUUUAACUGUCAAUAGACUGAUACAAGAUUGGACCAAUCAAUACUUGAUUGUAUAAUUUCAGUAUGUAGGGUUUUUGUGUUUUUUUAAAAAAAAAGUUUGAUUUUUCUCUUU